GAUGUUUUGCAGAGCACCAGGAUGUGGCUGUUCCUGACCAUUGCUUAUUUAAUGUGCAUCGGGGAAAAGUCAGAUGCAAACCCCGAGGUCUCCAUGGAUGUUGGUGAAAUCGUCCGCUACCACGGGUACCCCUACGAGGAGCACGAGGUGCUGACGGAUGAUGGCUACUACCUGGCCCUGCAGAGGAUUCCUCACGGCAGGGGCAACCCAGGCAGCAGGAGCAUCUCCCAUCAAGCAGAGGCACGGGGCUCCAGCAUGUUCUGUCCCCCUCCAAAGGCUGUGGUCCUCCUCCAGCACGGGCUGGUGUUGGAGGGAAGCAACUGGGUUACCAACUUGCCCAACAGCAGCCUGGGCUUCAUCCUGGCCGACGCCGGCUACGACGUGUGGAUCGGGAACAGCCGGGGGAACAGCUGGUCACAGAAACACAGAGAGUUUGACUUUCACCACCAGGAAUACUCAGCUUACAGCUUCCACGAGAUGGCCAUGUAUGACCUCCCAGCCACCAUCAACUACAUCCUGCAGAAAACCGGGCAGGAGCAGCUGUACUACGUGGCUUACUCUCAAGGCACCACCACAGGUUUCAUUACCUUUUCAUCCAUUCCUGAACUGGAUCGCAAAAUCAAGAUGUUUUUUGCCUUGGCUCCCAUCACUGUGAACUCCAACAUGAAGUCACCCUUGGUGAAAGUGUUCGACCUUCCCGAGGCACUGGUUAAGCUCGUUUUAGGACACACGGUGGUCUUUGAUAAGGGCCAUAUCUUGAAGCAAGUGAUCUCUGCUGUGUGCACCUACCCCAUCUUCAGGAGUAUUUGCCCCUUGGUCCUUUACUUGCCCGGUGGCUUUACCAGCAGCUAUAAUAUGAGCCGCAUGGACGUGUACAUGUCUCGCUACCCUGACUCAACAUCCAUAAAAAACAUGCUCCACUGGCGCCAGCUCUAUCAAACAGGGGAAUUCAAGUAUUAUGAUUAUGGCAGUGACAACAUGCUCCAUUACAACCAGACCUCCCCUCCCUUCUAUGAGCUGGAGAAGAUGAAGGCCCCGCUGGCCGCGUGGUACGGGGGCAGGGACUGGAUUUCAGCCCCUGAGGAUGUGAACAUCACCCUGCCCCGGAUAACCAACCUGGCCUACAAAAAGUACAUCCCCGACUUCGUCCACUUUGACUUCCUUUGGGGCAAGCAAGUGUAUGAACAAGUCUACAAAGAAAUGCUGGAUCUCAUGGAGAAGAGCUCCUAGAGCUGGAGCUGUGGCCACUGGGGGCUUCUCAGUGACUUCUGGGGCUUCUUUGGUUUGGAGGGGAAAAAAAAAGUGAAGAAACAAAAGAGGGAAAAGGCUCAGUAAAUUGCUACACUUGA
Molecule: messenger RNA, 1349 nt
Organism: Pseudopipra pipra
Lineage: Eukaryota; Metazoa; Chordata; Aves; Passeriformes; Pipridae
Product: lysosomal acid lipase/cholesteryl ester hydrolase-like
Exons: 9
Coding region: 22-1230 (402 amino acids)
Biological process (GO): lipid metabolic process
Molecular function (GO): hydrolase activity, acting on ester bonds
Source: RefSeq, a predicted model, not a curated record